AUGGCGGUUCGACCGGACGUUCUUCUGAAUCAGAUGGCCGGCGUUGGUAUUGAUGAUGACACAGCCGUGCCUCCGCUCAUCUGCGACUUGCGUCUCCCACGUGACGGCCUUCAGACGCCUAGAUCCAGCGCUGGACAAACUCCAUACCCUCCCCCAGCACCGUCCAUUUCUCACGCGCUUCCCUGGGGCCCUCUCUCCGUCUCAGGAGAGUCUGAAUGCGCAGCGUCAGGGGAUGCAGCAGCAGCCAUGGCCGCAUCAAUGAGUACGAUGGCGGCAACAAUGAGUGCAACAGCACUGGAUGUGUUUGUGGACGAGAAUGACAACAUAGCGGCGGAGAUCAGCGCGCUACAGGACAAGAUCUGCGAGCUGCAGGCUCGCCUGCUCCACCCAGGCCUGUUAAACCCAAACACACGCGUCGCUGACACGCCCCCACAGGCCGUUUCUGCGUCCACAUGCGCAGAGGCGAUGCUUGAAGGUGCCUAUGCGAGUGGUACUGCUACUAGUGGCGAGGUGGGCGUGCUGGAAGAAGCAUUGAGUCGCAGCCCUUCCAAGGGUUCCGCCCUGGACGACUCGCUGCUGCUCGAUGCCAUGCUUGCAGACGCUCUGCGGGCACAGCCAGCAGCCCAAGGUGGCUUGGCGCGCAGCAGUAGCAGCGGUGUGAGCGCGCUGAGUCUGCCAGAGGAAGCAGCAUUGGAAACCGCAUUGAAGCGGAGUGCCUCCAGGGCUUCUUCGCUAGACCGCUCGCUCCUGCAUCCAGUGAAUGCCGUGUUCACGGACUCCUCACUGCUGCCACAACCGCUGCCGCCACAACCGCUGACGGCGGAGGCAGCCCCGGCAGAGUCUCUGCCGGCAGAACCAAUGGUUGCUGUGGAUUCGCCACCGCCCGCACCUGAUCACCCGGCUGCGCCCCUCAUCAUGCAGUCUGCGCGGACCAGUGGCAAGCGACCGCGCUCGCCGUUACUGGUGCCUCCCGAUCGUGCGCUUCAUGAGCAUGGGCAUCACCAUGAGCAUCAUGAGCAGCACGCGCAUGGACCGAAUGUGCAUCAUCACUCUCUGGGGCAUGAGCACGCGCAGGGCAUCUCGUCUCCUACCAUCAUACCCACCUCCUCCUGCCCCUCCCCGUGCUCCCCCCGCCCCGGUCGCAUCAGCCCUCCCAGCCUUGCGUCUCUUGACCUGCGCUGCGUUGCUCCCACGCCCGAGGAAACGCCCCCUUUUGCUCUGGACUCGUCUCUGCAGCAUCACUAUCACGUGCUCCUGCAGCAGCAGGUGGAUGCUUCCCACAUUCCCCAGGCAAGCACCCGCACUGCUCUGGACUCGUCCCUGCGGUAUCAUGUGCACCUGCAGCAGCAGCAGCAGCAGCAGCAGGUCGGCGGUUCCCACACUUCCGAGGCGAGCACUACCAGUGACGAGGAGUUUUUCAUCCAGCAGCACAUGCAUCAGCAAUAUCUGCACCUGCAGCACCCGUCCCAGCAGCACCCGUCCCAGCAGCACCCGUCCCAGCAGAACCCGUCCCAGCAAAACCCGUCCCAGCAAAACCCGUCCCAGCAAAACCCGUCCCAGCAAAACCCGUCCCAGCAAAACCCAUCCCAGAAAAACCGAUCCCAGCAGAAUCCAUCCCAGCAGCACCCACCUCAGCAGAAUCUACCUCAGAUUCACCUACCUGAGCAGCCCCUGUACCAGCACAACCUCCCCCACCAGCAUCUGGCUCGCCUGUGCCUGGACCAGAUGCGCCAGCAGAAGCAGGAAGCGUCUCUGAAGAAGGAGAAGAAAGAGCUGCACUCACCAGUCGCUGAAGCCUGCUCGCCUCGCUUCCUGCCUCCCCGCAGCCCGUCCCUCUCUCGUCAGUCCCUGUCCCUGGGGUCUCCUCUCUCCCGGUGCUCUUCCUGGGAAGCGGGCAGCGGAGGCAAAGAGUCCACCACGUGCUUUGCUCUGGUGCAACCCCAUGAGGUCGUGCAGAAGCAGCAGCAGCCGCAGCAGCAGCUGCAGCAGCAGCACAGGCCGAAUCCGCAGGCUCAGCAGCAGCAGCUGCUGCAGGCAGAGGCAAAGGCGUGGCAUGAGCCUGGCACGCCGAAGCAACAGUGGGGGAGGGCUCGGGUCUUCAAGCUGCCUUCGCCCUCAGCAGCAUUCUUCCCUCCAGCGGCAUCGCCAGCAGCACGAGCAGUGGCUUGGGGAGGCGAGAAAGCAACAACAGCAUCACCAGCAGCAUCAGCGGGAACAGCCGAUAUGACUCCUCUGCGGGCCGUUCCGCCCAAGCAGCGGCGGCUACUGGUGAAGCCCUCGACUCACAGCACGAGCACAGGGGAAUUGCCUCUCGCACGCUCCCACAGUGCAGCAAACGAGGCGGUGUCAGAUCCGGUGCCACUGGCAGCAGUUGUGAAGGCCCACUCGCUUGACAGCCACCCGCUCAUUUCCUCCUUGACUCUCCCUGGCGCCUGUUUGAGCCCCAGUGCCAUGCCGUCCCAUGUUGUUGCAUCGGAGAUUGCUGCUCGCAUCCGAAAGACGCGGCGCCUGGCACAGAGCACAGCACAGGCAGAGCAAUUCAUGGGUGCUCAUGCAACUGGCAUGGUUACCUGCAGUCACAACAGCACACCCGCUUCUCCAUCCCUGGAUAGCCACGUGGUGAUACCAGGGGUUAUCUGUGCCAAAGCUGUUCAUGCCUUGGCACCAUACUCCACCGGUUACAACCACAAGCUUCCACUCUAUCAAGGCAUAAAUGCGUUUUCCCUGGGGGAGUGGCCUGCUGUCCAGUGCCUGCCCGAUGUGAAUUUUAACCCGCCCGCUGGUGGAAAAAAGCGGGUUGGCCGGAAGCCUUCUGCUGGCAAGUUUGUGAAGCUUGCUCCUGCGCAGCUCACUCCGGCUAGAAAGCAGGAAGAUGAGCAACGUCAACAGGAGCAGCAGCAGGAGCAGCAGGAGCAGCAGCAGGAGCAGCAGCAGGAGGAGGAGCAGCAUGAGAACGCAGCGGAGAGCGCAGGGGACGGAGUGGCAGGUGCAGAGGGGGAGUCAGCGAGGGAGCGAGCACAGAAGGAUGGAGAGGGAAGAGAGGGCGGGGAAGUGGGAGUAGAGGUAGGGGACGGAGGUACAGCAGGAGCUGGAACAGAGGUAGCAGAGAGAGCAGUGGGGGUGGGCACAGUAGAGGGGAGCGAGGCGGCGGUGGAUGCGGCAGUGGCGGCGGUGAACCAGGCGGGGCAACGGCUACUCCUCAUGAUGCGCUCCAUCGACAAGCACCUCUCCUUCUGGCGCCGCCUCGCCCUCGCGUCGCCCGCGCAGCAGCUCUGGAUCGUGCUCUUCCGACGCGGCCCGCUCGCCUUCCUCCACACGUCCCUCUCGCUCUCUCUCUCACUCGCUCUUUCCGCCGCCAACCGAUACCUCCUCCCUCUCCUCCCCUCUCCCACCCUCCCCGCUUCCGCCUCCUCCUCCCGCUCUGCUCCCGCCUCUCCUUCCUCUAACCUCGUCCAGCCCAGCUCUCCCCAAACCUCCUCAGUCUCAGCAAAUCGCAUUGUGACACGUGUCAAGCAGCCGCUCUCCCCGUUCCUCACUCGCCUCGCCACUCUCUUAGCGCCUCUCUAUCGCUUCCUCUCUGCCCUCUGGCUCUCCCUACAAACCGCCCCCCUCCUCCCCCUCUCCACCCUCCCUCACCCCCCGAAACCCCUGCAAAAUCUUAUCUCAGAUCUAAGAACAUUCGGUUCCAAAACCUUAAACCUCUACUUGAAAGCCCUCAAUCUCAAACCCUUUUUCUUUGUCCAUCUGCACCGCUUGAGGUCGUUUUUGCCAAGCGUUGCGUCAGCAGAGGGGCUGCUGCUAGGCCUGGCAGCGCCGAGCCUGCAGGGCUUGGUUCGGGAGAUGGUGGCAGAGAAAGUGGCGGUUCUGGGGGAGGUGCAACUGGCGCUGAGCGCCGCUGCUGUCACACAGGCCUCAGGGAUCGACGGGGAGAAGCCCACCUCAGCACCAGGGGGGCGGGAGGGGACGGUGGAGAGUAGUGGUGCUUGUAACGAAGCAGUCAGUAACAAGGCAGGAGGAGAGUUGGGUGGUGCCGGGGUAGCAGCAGAUGGCAGUGGGCUGAGUGUUUCAACACAAAGAGCAGUGCCUGCUGCUGCAGUGGUAACACGGGAAACAGUGUGUGGUGAGGCAAAGCAGCUUAACGAGGAUGUGAAGAGUCUGGAGAAACUGGUCUCUGCUAUGGUGGCGCGUUGUCAUAGGCCGAGGCACGCGGCACGGCACUGGCUGGAGUACCUAGCUGGGGGGUUGUGUGGCGUGGCGGUGGGCAGCUGGGUGGUGCGGCACAGCCGGCUGAACGGCAGUGAUGACCUGGACCGGUGGGCUGCAGAUGGGUGGAGAGCGGUGACGGGGUUUGUCACUGACCACAUAUGGCAACCGCUGUCAGCAAUCAGUGCAGAGCUCUUUCACACGUUCAGCGACCAGCAGAGAGGCAACGUGUCCAUGCAUGACGUGCAAGCGUCCACUGAUUCGCUUAGGAGAAUGCUGCUGACCUUUGUUGAGAAAACCCAGCCACUAGCCAUCGACAGCAGCAGCAGCAGCAGCAGCAGCAACACCAGUGGCGGCACCUGCGGCAGCAGUGGCAGCGGCACUACAGGUGCAGCAGAUGCAUCAGUGGGAGCAGGAGUGCCAUCAGAGUCGGAUCUGAUGGCAGUGGUGAUGCGUGAAUACGAGAAGGACAUGGCUAACCCUCUCACGCACCUCCUCACAGGGAGGCUAGCCGAGGCCCUGCUUAUCCAGGUUCAAAGAAUGAAGCUGCACAUUGAAACGGCCAUGUUGGAGUUGGAGCAGAUACUGAGGGCAAAUCAGAUCAACUUCGCUCUGCUCACCGCACUGCCUGCCCUGCUGCUGCUCUCUGGCCUCUUCUCCCUCUCCCGUGACUUCUCCGUCUCAAAGGCUCGGGGUGUGGAAGGAAAAGGCCGGGUGGCGCAGACAAGACGACGGAUGCUACUCGCUGACGUGGAACGACACGUGUUGCUGCGUAACCACCUGAGGAUGUCAGCAUCGUCCAAGGCGUUACCACCAGCCCAAUCUUUAGAAUCCACGUCAGCAGUGCCCUCCACGUCAGCAGCAGCACCAGAUCCCGGAUCAACGUCGGUGUCGACUCCCACACCCAGCUCAGCGCCGUGUGAUGACGUGGCAGCAUCAGCGAGUGACGUGGCAUCAGUGUAUGACGUGGCAGCGUGGCACGGCACGUUGGUGUAUCUACUGCACCGGCUAUAUGUGGCGGUGCAACGGCAGGCCAGCAAGGGCGGCGAGUGGUCACGCCUGCAGCAGGACAUACUCGAUAUAGCAAGCCCCCAUAUGGACAUGCAGGGCCGGCAGCUGUUAGCAGCGCGCAUGGCUGCCGUAUACGACUGCCUAGUGCCGCUUGCUAAAUGA
Closterium sp. Yama58-4 is the source of this 5376-nucleotide messenger RNA. Lineage: Eukaryota; Viridiplantae; Streptophyta; Zygnematophyceae; Desmidiales; Closteriaceae. The record is from the annotation of a GenBank genome assembly.